Cucumis melo (muskmelon) is the source of this 1917-nucleotide messenger RNA. RefSeq names its product tetrahydroberberine oxidase-like. Gene Ontology annotation, molecular function: oxidoreductase activity; FAD binding. The transcript has 3 exons. The coding region runs from base 20 to 1645 and encodes 541 amino acids. NCBI's taxonomy places the organism in Eukaryota, Viridiplantae, Streptophyta, Magnoliopsida, Cucurbitales, Cucurbitaceae. The record is from RefSeq and is a predicted model, not a curated record.
GAAAAAAAAAAUUAGAGAAAUGAAAUAUUUUUGGAAGUGCUAUUGUUAUAGCUUCAUAUCUCUCAUCCUUCUUUCAUUAGCAACAUUGGGAUGUGGGAGUAACAAUAUGGAAGAUUUUGUUGAUUGUAUUUAUGUUCAUUCCUCAAACAACAAUGACUCAAAUUCAACCCUCAUUCACACUCCAUCUUCUUCCUCUUAUUCUUACGUUCUAAAUUUCUCCAUCCGAAACCUCCGAUUCUCCGAACCUCAAACUCCCAAACCAGUAGCCAUCAUCACACCAUCCCAUGCUUCCCAAGUCCAAGCCACAGUUAUUUGCUGCAAAAGCCACGGCCUCCAAAUCCGAACUCGCAGUGGUGGCCAUGACUUCGAAGGCCGUUCUUAUGUUGCGAAUGUCCCAUUUGUGUUGAUCGAUUUGAUUAACCUCAAUUCCAUUACCAUCGACGUCGAGGACGAGACUGCAUGGGUUCAAUCAGGGGCGACGGUGGGCGAACUAUACUACAAAAUUGGUGAGAAAAGUCGAACCCUCGGAUUUCCGGCAGGGUUCAAGGCCACAAUUGGACUUGGAGGGUUCUUGAGCGGCGGGGGGAUCGGGAUGAUGGUUAGAAAAUAUGGUCUUGGAGCGGACAAUGUGGUGGAUGCUUAUGUUGUAGAUAGAAAUGGGAGAGUUGUAAAUAGAUAUUCAAUGGGAGAGGAUUUGUUUUGGGCCAUUAGAGGAGGUGGAGGAGGAAGCUUUGGGAUUGUUUUAGCUUGGAAAUUGAGGUUGGUUCAAGUUCCUUCAAUUGUUACAUCCUUUGCUCUUCAUAAAACUUGGGAUCAAAAUGCAGCCAACUUAAUCUAUCGUUGGCAAUACAUUGCACCAUGGGUAGAUCAAGAUCUUUUCAUCUCUGCUUGGGUCACAGCUUCAAAUUCAAGCAAGGAUGAAAGUGGAAGAAUUAUGGAGGCUUCAUUCUUUUCCUUAUUUCUUGGAAAUGCAACCGAGCUUCUAUCCCUUAUGGAGAAGACUUUUCCAGAGCUAGGGCUAAAAAAAAAAGACUGUCUCGAAAUGAGUUGGGUUGAAUCAAUGGCAUUUUCAGCAAGUGGAUUUGUUUCUGCUAAAAGCUUAGAACUUUUGCUCGAUAGAACUCCAGUCGACAAUGGUAGAUACAAAACCAAAUCUGAUUAUGCCACUGAACCCAUCUCGGAAACCGCGCUCAAGGGCAUGUGGGAAAGGUUCAAAGAUGAAGAACUAGAAACUGUGCAACUCAUACUAAUCCCUUUUGGAGGUAAAAUGAAUGAGAUUUCUGAAUCAGAAACCCCCUCCCCACAUCGAGCUGGAUAUCCCAUACAUAUUGGCUACUACCUUACAUGGCAACAACCCAACGCCGAUUCAAGAAAUUUGGAGUGGGCUCGAGAGCUUCACGAUUACAUGACUCCUUUUGUGUCAAAAUCACCGAGAGCAGCAUACGUAAAUUACAGAGAUCUUGACAUGGGAACAAACAAUGACGACGGGGUCCCGACCAGAUAUAAGGAAGCAAGCCUUUGGGGGCAUCGAUACUUUGGGAAUAAUUUUGAAAGGUUAAUGGAAGUGAAAAUGAAGGUGGAUCCAUUUAACUUCUUUCGACAUGAGCAAAGCAUACCACCGGCACCACCAAGAGUAGGAAUCUAACCAAAGAUGGCUUCAUGCCCGGAUGUGUCUUAUGAGACCCAUCUCAUGUGUAGUAUACACAAAAAUUACUAGCUAUGUACCAAGUACGUAAUUUCGGAUUUGGAUUAUAAUGUAAUUUUGUUAAUUUCGUAUGCAUCGUCAAUAGAAAAAAUGUUGGAUUGAACGGUUAGAGAACAUGUUACAUGCAAUUUGUAAUUAUUAAGACUUGAGUUUAUAAGCUACUCAUUUUCAAUUUGAUUAAAGUAUGAGGAAGACAUAUAUAUAAUGGGAUA